UUUACUUCACGUUGCGAUUGCGGUUCGUCUAUAGCAGACGCCCUCGUUCCUCCCACUUUCCAAUUUAUUUUGGGUUGAUUGAUAUAAAUGUAUAGUCAGAGCCGAGGCGGCGUGCAGAACACGUGAAUUUGUCAGUAAUCUGUCUGCCGAUGGCCAAGUCGUCUUUCAGUAAGGUAGAUGAAUAUGGAUUUGAACGAGCAGCAGAUUUUGAUUAUGAGUCAUAUGAGGAAUACAUGUCGCAGUAUUUGCCAAUACUUGCUAGACGGGCUCGCAAAUGGGCACGGCUGAUGGGAAACCCAAAUUCAUUAAAGCGUGGUCCAGUUAUCAAACGCUUCAUGAGAAAAGGAGUACCCGCUGAACAUCGUGCAGAGGUAUGGCUUUGGGCCAGUGGAGCAACUCAGCUACAGGAAAAAAUGGGCCCAAACCUUUAUAGAGAAUUAUUAGAAGAAACACACGACAUUGAUGUCGUAAGCACAAUUCGAACUGAUCUGCCUAGAACAUUUCCAGACAACAUAUUUUUCAAUCAAGGUGAUCAAAGUGAGCAUCGAAAUCAGCUUUUUAGGGUUCUUUGCGCAUAUGCACAUCACAAUGAACGAGUAGGUUACUGUCAGGGUCUGAACUAUAUUGCUGGCCUGCUGCUGCUUGUGACUAAGAGUGAAGAAAAGUCAUUUUGGCUGUUGAAAGUUCUUGUAGAACAGAUUUUGCCUGAUUAUUAUGGACCUACCAUGGAGGGUGUUAUUGUUGACAUUGACGUUUUAGGAGAGUUAAUCAGAUUGAAGGCGCCAGCUAUUCACCAACAGGUCACAGCUCUUGGAUUACCUUGGCCAGUUGUCACCACAAAGUGGUUCAUCUGCCUUUUUGCUGAAGUUCUUCCAGUUGAGACUGUGCUUCGAAUUUGGGAUUGCUUAUUUUAUGAAGGAUCAAAGAUCAUUUUUCGUGUCUGCCUUACAUUGAUUAAAAGUCAAAGUAGCUCACUCCUGGCUUGCGAUGACUUUGGAAGUUUGGCUGCAGCAUUUAAAUCUACAACAAGUGCUUCCAGUACCCUGAAUUGUCAUCAAUUCAUGAAGAGUAUAUUCCAAGUUCCUGGGUCCUUGUCCAGCAGUACUAUUAGCACACUCAGGGAAAAAAUAUCACAAGAUCGCCAUAACAGCUAAUAUAUGAUGAUCAUUAAUUCUUUUUGAAUGGUCUCCAUAAGGCUCCCAUGCGUAUUUGAAUUUGUUGUAAAUAUGUCAACCUAAUUGUUGUAUAUGGUAAAAUGAUAAUUAUUCUUAUGAGGACAAUCUUCAAGUUAGUUUCAUCAGUGUGCCCAUUGUUAAGUGAUAACUUAGUGAUAAACUUUAAAAAUAGUGUGCAUGCCACUUUGGAAAUUCUGGGCAUACAUGCUAUUAUUUCCUUUGUGGGCCAAAGAGCAGGGUGUUCAAGCUUUUUUUUAAGCAUAGCCUAAGAUACAAUAGUUGCAAGAUGCAGACAAUUAUUUUGAGCAGCAUCUCUGUAUUUAUUGUCACUUUUUAAAUCAAUCAGAAGAAAAUCGCCUCUUGAAUGUUUUGCCAUAAAUUUACUGACUGGUACAUUGCUCAAACUUGAUGCACAUGUUAAAUUUUUUAAAUUGAGAACAUGAGUUUGCUUUGAUAAUUUCUUCCUUUGUCUCCUUUUCUUUGUUAAGCUGGCCUUGUUUGGUCUGAGUUUCCAGUAUUUAGCCUCUGUGAUAUCUCUCUAAACAAAUAUUAGUAAUAAGCCUGUGAUAAAAUAAUUGGAUAUGAAAUAUACCUGACAUUUUGUAAUCA
Thrips palmi is the source of this 1784-nucleotide messenger RNA. Its product is annotated as growth hormone-regulated TBC protein 1-A. The transcript has 7 exons. The record is from RefSeq and is a predicted model, not a curated record. The coding region runs from base 150 to 1154 and encodes 334 amino acids. NCBI's taxonomy places the organism in Eukaryota, Metazoa, Arthropoda, Insecta, Thysanoptera, Thripidae.